Molecule: messenger RNA, 1767 nt
Organism: Sphaeroforma arctica JP610
Lineage: Eukaryota; Ichthyosporea; Ichthyophonida
Product: serine/threonine protein kinase
Exons: 4
Biological process (GO): protein phosphorylation
Molecular function (GO): ATP binding; protein kinase activity
Source: RefSeq, a predicted model, not a curated record
UCUAAUCGCCAUCCUGGGACGCGCUACCGAGAAAUAGGGCAUACCCACAAUGGGAUACAGCCUGUAGUAGUACCACCACUCCUCUAUUGUGAAAGUAUGGGGUCUCUUGGGGUGCAUAUAUUCACUGCCAUCUCACUAUCUGGGGCAGAGAGAGCUGACAAUGGCUUGCCGUACACUCCCUACUCGGUCAAUAUGACCGGUCGCUUUGAGAGUCUCAAGGGCAUUCGACACCCACACCUGUGCGAGUACAUCGACCUUGUCAUUGGCGAUCAUGAGAGGGUGAUGGUAGUCUCCGAGGCCUACACCACCACACUGAGCGAUGUCAUUGCGAGUGGUGUACCUAUACCAGAGGACCAGAUUCGUCACUGGACUGUACAGAUCGUCUGUGCGUUGCACCAUCUGAACACAUUGGGUACUUGCCACCGGCACCUGUCACCGGAGAGUAUACAACUCACUAUUCCGUACGAGAUGCGAAAAACGUGGACGGACAGUGCCGAAGAAAAAUCGUCUACACACUCUUCCCUCAGUCGCACGGAGAGUAUGGGGCAAGCCGCUAGAUUUGAUGACGGCACGGAUAAUAUCGGUGCAGCACAGAGGCCGGGCUCACAAGACACUCGGCAGCGCUGCUGUAGGCGGGAGUGUACGCCAGACAAGUUUAUCAUCCAACCCACCGGUGCAACCAGAACCAGGCCUACGACCGAUGCUGAACAUACAAACGGGUGUCAGUGUAAACCAAGUAGACAUAAGGGCCCCGAAGGAACUAAGUUUUCGGGUGGGGACGUGAGGCUUAGCGGGUACGGUGACUUCUAUCUCACAGCCAACGGCGCCGAGGUGGCCUUCCCCUUUGGUGUGCCUGAGUAUAUGGCCCCAGAGCUGCUGGCGCUGGAGUUCGCUAAGGCGAGUACGGAUCCAGGCUCAGUGAUUCCCGUGCACACCACACACCCGGUCCUCUCAGUCGAUCCCAAGGGCAGGCAUAUCCCUCUGCCAGGUUGUCAUUCGGACUGUGACGAGACGAGUGCUGUGGGGAAUGUGGCAUCAGAUGUUGUAGUGGACGCAGGCGCUAAUCCGAAGUUUGAUGUGUGGGCACUCGGGCUGAUAUUGCUCGAGUUGACGUUAGGGUCGUAUCUAUGGCAGCGAGAUAGGGGUGCUACAGCUGACACUGCUGCCCGAUCUACAGGAAACAAUAAUUUACGUAGUGAUAAGGACAUUCGCAAUGCGGAUAGACGGAAUGCCUCAGAGUAUGGUACUUCCCAUCAUGAUGGCAAGCAUAGUAACGGUGGGGACAGCCGCAAGAAGAGUAGCCUCGGAGAGGCAAAGGGCAGUAGGUAUGGUCCGGCGAGUGUGAGGGCAGAUGGUAACCAAGGCAACGCUAGUAGACCGGUCCGAAAAUCAGAGGAUCUGGAAGAACUUCUGUGCGAUAUUCUGAUGCUCGCACAAGAUGUCCCGUUGGAUGUUGGUGGUACAGCGGAUGAGGAUUGUGUGGGUGUGGGUAUCGGUGGGGAAAAGUCUGCUGACCAAGAUGACAAGAGUUUUAGUGUUUUACCAGGAGAACGGUAUAGCACACGUAGUGCGUUACAGAAGAUUUGUAUGAGUCAUGCAGCUCUGCUAGAGGAGAGAUUUGCUGACUGCUUCAAUCGGGACACGGGAGUUGUGAAUCUGCCAAUGAGCGACGAGAUGCGUGAUUUUAUAUCGUUGUGUCUGAGGAUAAGGCCUGGUGAACGGCCAACGCCGGGACAACUACUGCAGCAUCCAUUUCUGAAUAUGUAA